Molecule: messenger RNA, 4391 nt
Organism: Dicentrarchus labrax (European seabass)
Lineage: Eukaryota; Metazoa; Chordata; Actinopteri; Moronidae
Product: alpha-1,6-mannosylglycoprotein 6-beta-N-acetylglucosaminyltransferase A-like
Exons: 19
Coding region: 136-2385 (749 amino acids)
Biological process (GO): protein N-linked glycosylation
Cellular component (GO): Golgi apparatus
Molecular function (GO): alpha-1,6-mannosylglycoprotein 6-beta-N-acetylglucosaminyltransferase activity
Source: RefSeq, a predicted model, not a curated record
UUUGCAUAGACAUCCUACCAGAGCACAGUAUAGGCAGGGGUUUUGUGGUGAAGAUAAAAUAACCACACUUUAUUCUUUCAUUUUGUUGCACUGGAAGGAUUACCCAACACUCUAAAGUUGACCUCCGUGCCAAUCAUGAGAAAAAUUAUGCAAACCCUGUGGAGGAUUUUGCCUGUGUUACUAGGCAUGUGUUUCAUCUGGAGUUUAACAUAUUUCAUUCUGAGAAAAGCUGACCAGGAGGACAUCAAUGUGAUGUGUCACAACAAACUGAGGCUGCAUGAGAAAGGGCGGAUGGAAACAAACAGGUCUGAAGACAUAAUAAAGAGCAUUGACAAGUUUGCAGAUAUUCUACUGAACAUCGUGGAACUCCCGGGCAAUUUCUCUCACCCACCUCCUUUGAAUGACUACAAAGAAGAAUUAACGGCACUCCAAAUUAAAAUCGAGGCAAUGAAAGAAAAAGCACAAAUGAAGGAUGACAUGGUUAAGGAGCUGCGUUCUGAUAAACUCCAACUGCAGCAACAACUGGCUCACUUGGAGGAACUCCUAAAGCUACAGGCGAUGGAGAAGAAAGUCCAACAAGUCAAAUCUGAUGAUAAAAUGAAAGAGGAUGAAAAUUGCCCACUACCACCCAUGGAUGGAUACCCAGACUGUCUGGAGAAAUUGAAGUGGAUGAAGGACAUGUGGAGGAGUAACCCAUGCUACAGUGAUCAUGGAGUGAAUGGGUCUCUGUGCUCCAACCUUAUCUACCUGAGUGAGAUAGAGCACUGGUGCCCUAAGCUUCCAGGACGAGUGAUCCCUUCAACUUUAGUGCACAAUUCAGAGGGAGGGCUUGACCGUGCGGUGGUACGGGACACUCUAAAAAGUCUGGAUCCAUCUCUGGAAGACAGAAGGGAUUUCCGUUGGAUUCACAGAAGAAUUCGCAGUAUGGAAAAGAUUUGGGUUGAGGCUGGACGCUCUCUUUCAGCCAAAUACGACCUCACAGAUCGGAAAGCUAAACAUAUACUGGUGUAUCCCGCAGCAGUGGCGGGUGGAAUUGCAAGGGAUGCCUUCAGGGGGGGGCCCCUUGGUGAACUCGUCCAGUGGAGUGACCUCAUCUCCACACUUUACAUUCUGGGUCACCAUCUUCACCUUUCUGCCUCCAUUCCAGACCUCAAAUCUUUUCUAGGUAUUAGUGACUGCCCGCCUCGUCUUUCGGUGGAACCAAACCUGAUCUAUACAGACAUUGUUGGCCUUAAAGAGAUUCAGAAAGCACUACAGACAUCCUGGAUCAAAUACAAGUGUAUAAUUCGUGUGUUGGACACUUUUGGUACUGAACCAGACUUCAAUCAUCCAACGUGGGCUCAAAAGCACAACCUUAUGAGUUCAUUUGGCAGACUGAACCUGAUCCCAAUGCAGUUCUACACCAUGUUUCCUCAUACACCAGACAACACAUUCCUGGGCUUUGUUGUGCAGCACCAGCUGAGCUCUGAAGAAACUGAGCGGCUCAAGUCUAUCAGAAGAAAAAACCAGGCACUUGUGUAUGGCAAGCGUGCCGAUUUUUGGCAGGGUAAAGAAGCUUAUCUGGACAUUAUCCACAAGUACUUGGAAAUCCAUGGGACGGUUGAUAACAGUGCUUCGAUCCCAAGCUAUGUGAAAAACCAUGGCAUUAUCAAAGGCACUGAGGUACAGGCCCUGUUGAGACAGAGCAAGGUUUUUGUGGGAUUGUCUUUCCCAUAUGAAGGCCCUGCCCCAUUGGAGGCCAUAGCCAAUGGCUGUGCUGUCCUGAACCCUCGGUUACACCCUCCGCAGAGCAGUCUGAACACAAAGUUCUUCAAUAAUAAGCCCAACAUCAGAGAGGUGACAUCCCAGAAUCCUUAUGUCGAGGCCAUAGGGGAACCCUACGUAUUCACGAUAGAUAUGCACAACUCAACAGAUGUGGAGAGAGCUCUAACUGCUAUCCUCAAUCAGAGUAUUGAGCCAUAUCUUCCCUAUGAGUUUACUUGUGAAGGGAUGCUCCAGAGGGUCAACGUCCUGAUUGAAAAACAGGACUUCUGCCACAGUACAGGGAGCUGGCCCCCACUGAGCGCGCUCCAGGUUGUGAAGGCAGAGGCACACACUUCCUGUAAACAGGCUUGCCAGGAGGUGGGGCUGAUCUGUGAACCUGCAUUCUUCCCACAUCUUAACAGCGCCAAUAAUCUUGCCAAGUACAGUGUGGAUUGUGAAACGUCAGAGAUUUCUGACAGUCACAUUGUAUUUCCAGCCUACAGAAACAGUAGCAAACACUGUAUGUUCCAGUCGGAUCCCCUGCUCUUCAGCUGUGUGAGGUCAGACCACUCCUUUAUCCGCAUCUGCCCCUGUAGAGACUACAUUAAGGACCAGAUAGCCUUAUGCAAGGCAUGUAUCUAACGGCUGGACUGAAAACAAUGUUCUUACUGGGUAUAAAAGUAAAUAAAAAGUAUUUAUGUGUGUUUUAUCUGAAUGGCCAGACUCACAACUCACAAACUGAUCCCUCAUAGACAGUUGGGCUACAAUUUAAGCCAUUAAAGAUUACGUUCAAAAGUAUUUGACACAGUAACUGUAUUCACAAAUGCAGCUUGUAACACCUGCCAUGGUUACCAUUUAUGGGCAACAAUGCUGUUUACAGGAUUUUCUUCAGGUUCAGUAUUUGUUGGCAGCCAUUUGAUGGACAAAUGGCUCAUUGUAAGGUAACAAAAACCCAAUGAUUCUUAUAUCCAGGUUAUUAUAAACUAAUGAAAACAUAUCUAUGUUACAAAGUGGACCUUUAAAAAGUCCUGCAAAGUCCCCCUGUUUAAUGAUGGACUCGAUUUACUGUGUUUUUUUUGCCCUGCCCAAUGUGAAAUGUUUUUUUUGAUUGGGCUUGAAAGACUAAAUGAACAUGUUACGCCAACCUCAACUGUACAUGCCAACUUACUAAUCGGGUUGAGCAUUAGUCUGUGAAGCCCUGAAUUCAGCCACCGCUUGUCUGUCAAUGAUGCUUUCCAGAGUGUUUCACAGAGUCUUGUGAAACUGAAAAGAAGUAAUCAGAUAAAGGAAAUGGAUUCCUAUUUUCCAGCCAUCUCCUUGAGGCGCACUUAAUGCACAUUGUCUUGCCAGAGCAGAAAGAGUGCGGACCUGCAAUGAUGAUGCAAAAGUGUGAAAUUGAAUCAGGGCAGGUGGGAGAACAUACUGAAGUGAGAAGUGUCUUUUUUAUUAUAAAAUGCAUUAGUCUUUACUAGUCUCUUCAAAAUAAUGCACUGCCAAAAACAUGUCUGUUACACACCAAGACUGUGUUGCAAAGUAUUCUGUAUGUGUAGAAAAAAGACCAUGUCUCAACAUUGCGGAUGAAUAAGCAGGAUAAAACUUUAUUAAUCAAUAAAACUUUGCUCUUUGACAAAGAGAUAGCUCAUAGAUCUUUUACAUAAAUAAAUGGUGUUUACAUCAUCUGUAAUACCACUGAUGUCAUUACUGUACAAACAGACAUAAUAAUUCUGUUACAUAGUCAGAUUUAUCAGAAAUUCAGUUACAUCUUUCCAUGUUUGUUUUGUUGUGUGUGCGUGUGUGUGUGUGUGUGUAAUGCAUUAGUAACCACUAAAGCUGUAAGGGUUUUUACAAGCCCAUGCAAAGCAACUGAGAAGUGGUUAGUAUUGCUAUUAUCAUUUGUGGAAAUUAAGUCAAAUGAAUGGUUUGAUGCCUCUUGUGGGGCAAUAAUAAUAUGUCAAUUCAUCAAUACGAGUACAAUCGAAUGAUACACACAUGUCAGAUGGGUGGACAGAUGUUUUCAGUGAUUUGGCACAGUUCAUAAAGCUGCAGAUUUCCUCAUUUUUCUGAGCUAUUUCAAUGAAACAAUGAAAUUGAUUUAAAUAUUAUACCACCUGUAAAAUUAAUAGAGGUUUUAGUGUUUGUGCAAACAAGUAAUACAUGUUUAUAGGUCAUUUCUUUACUAACCUCUAGCAGUCUGUUGGUGAGAUGGAUGAAACAUUUCAUAGGGCAGUGGAAAAAUCACAUUAUAGAUGAAUGAAAUGCAAUCGCAACUCCGUAGAAUUACAUAUAUUUAACACCGUUUUUUUGGCAUUCAGCUUUUGCACUUACCCAGUGAUUUACAGUAAGCGCAACAGCUUCAAAGAUAACUCAUUACUAAGGAGUAUGGGGGGGGCACGAUCACAGCACCCGGCCAGUUUAAGCCAAAAUGUGAAGAGAAGUGGUAUGAAAAUAAAACAAAGUGCAAAGAAGAGAGGUAGAAAGGAUUUUGUCGCCAAGUCUACCCAAACACAAUAAAAUGAACCAUAUAAGCAACAGAGAUAGUAAAUCAUACCAUUACUAAGACUGACUUACUAUGAUUUUGUUCUGUGCCAUGUGUGGUGGUUAUUAGCGUGUAAACACUGUGCUUUGCUAAUAAAAGUCACUGUAAAGAU